Molecule: messenger RNA, 1218 nt
Organism: Phaeodactylum tricornutum CCAP 1055/1
Lineage: Eukaryota; Bacillariophyta; Bacillariophyceae; Surirellales; Neidiaceae
Exons: 2
Coding region: 10-1131 (373 amino acids)
Biological process (GO): protein phosphorylation
Molecular function (GO): protein serine/threonine kinase activity; ATP binding
Source: RefSeq, a predicted model, not a curated record
CGACGCGUCAUGCCUGAAGACUUUUUCGUAAUGCGUGUCUUGGGUCGUGGUGGAUUUGGACUCGUGACAGCCUGUAAGAAAGGAACGUCCGGAAAAUUAUACGCCAUGAAAGUGAUGAACAAAAGACGGAUAAAGAUGAAGAAGUCGGAACAACUUGCCUUAAAUGAACGGUACGCAUUGGCGGCGGUCGAGAGCAACUUUGUCGUCAAUCUGAAAUAUUCGUUCCAAUCGAAAGAUGAGGUGUACCUGAUUCUUGAUCUCAUGACCGGCGGAGAUCUGGGUUUUCUUUUGCACCAGAGAGGGCGGUUUCCGAAAAGGGAAUGUCAAUACUAUACUGCGCGUAUAAUGCUUGGAUUACAAGCUUUGCACGACAAAACGUAUGUAUAUCGCGAUCUUAAACCGGAGAACUGCUUGUUAGCAGACGAUGGUCGCGUCAAAAUUACUGACCUCGGUCUAGCCAUCAAAGUCACACCCGACCUUCACGGAGCAGCAGGAACCCGAGGGUACUGGGCCCCUGAAAUGCUACGGCGCGACAAGAAAGGGAAGAGGAAACCUUAUGGUCACUCUGUAGAUUGGUUUAGUUUUGGGUGCUGUGUUGCCGAGUUUAUUUCAGGAUCGAAUCCAUUUCGAUCCGAGGCAGCGCUGAACUUUGGGCUGGACAGCGGCAAGCAAACGAAAGAAAAAGCUAUUGAUUAUGCUACACUGGAGAUGGAUCCGCAAUUUCCAGAUGAUAAGUUCGAGCCGGAAGCCGCAGACUUAUGUAGCAGGCUACUUGAUAAGAAUGAAAAAACAAGAUUAGGUUCUUCCGGAUGUGAAGAGAUAAUGGCACAUCCAUGGUUCAAGAAUAUGAAUUGGGAAGCAAUUAUAUCCGAUCGAAAACGACCGCCGUUCGUUCCCGCCAAAGAUGUGAACGCAGCAAGUCAGUCGGAAAUUGGGAACUUUGUCGAGGACAAAGCCUACCAAGCGAUGGUCAUAACGGAAGAAGACGAAAACGUCUACAAGUACUGGGACUGGACUAACCCACAUGCCUUUGCUGCGGAAGUGAUUGAAUUUCUCAUCUACGAGCGAAAAACAGGGGAACCGUUGGUCCCAACCAAUCACAGUGCAACCUGUUGUUGUACACUUUUGUAGUUGUGUCGAUCAUCUCUUUUUGAAUGGCACCGUGAACAAAUUCGAGUAAUAAGAAAUAUUAGAACAGCUCUAGCGAUGUUUCGGUUC